Molecule: messenger RNA, 1780 nt
Organism: Sorex araneus (European shrew)
Lineage: Eukaryota; Metazoa; Chordata; Mammalia; Eulipotyphla; Soricidae
Gene: SCNM1
Product: sodium channel modifier 1
Exons: 7
Coding region: 230-799 (189 amino acids)
Biological process (GO): RNA splicing
Cellular component (GO): nucleus
Source: RefSeq, a predicted model, not a curated record
GGAAGGGCACGCCCACUCCUGGUACGGUGGCCCGGACGGAGUGGCACAGGAGGCGGCCUAGAAUCUUUUCUGGAAAUCACCGACGUGAUGUCUUUCAAGCGAGAAGGGGAUGAUUGGAGUCAACUCAAUGUGCUCAAAGCUGAUCCCCACGGGCUUCUCCCUCUAACACCUUCAGAAACGAAGAGUCGGUGACCUGCUGGCCAGUUACAUCCCGGAAGAUGAGGCGCUGAUGCUGCGGGAUGGACGCUUUGCUUGUGCCAUCUGUGCCCACCGACCUGUAUUGGACACCCUGGCUAUGCUUACCGCCCAUCGUGCAGGGAAAAAACAUCUGUCUAGCCUGCAGCGCUUCUAUGGCACGAAGCAGCCAGGGAAGGGACUGGAGCAGAAUCCCAGACAGCAGGAGGAAGCCGGGAAGGAAGAGAGCAAAGCCGAGGCUCCUCUGUUAGCCCAGACCCGACUUAUCACUCAGAAGGCGCUGCACAGAGCUCCCCACUACAAUAGCUGCUGCCGCAGAAAGAACAGACCAGAAGCCCCCCGACUCUCCGCCCCCCAGGGCUCUCUACCACUCCCGGUGCUUGAGCUCCAGAGUGGGAUAGACAAGGAAGCCAGACCAGCCCAGGAGCCCGACACCGGCCCUACCCCUACCCCUCUGAGCCCCACCAGGAGACGCACUCUGGACCACUACCUCCACCUACGAAGCUCUGGAUGGAUCCCAGAUGGACAAGGCCGAUGGGUCAAAGAUGCGAAUGUUGAGUUUGACUCUGAUGAGGAGGAGCCCCCUGGCCCUCCCUUGGACUGACACUAUCCCCCACUCAAUUCAUAAAUAAACCACAGCAGGUGCUGGGCGAGCCUUCCCUCCAGCCAGGUGGCCUGUCCCAGUGCUGUCCUUCAGCUCCGCUCAUUCUCAGCUGGCCAAGCCUUCCCCACAUGGACACGACUCCCCAUAUUCCUGACCCCUCCCCCCCUCCCGAGGUCCUGCCAGGCGUCAGCUGCCUGCAGCCCUAUUAAUAAGUCUGUCGGAGGAAGCCUUACGCCCUUCGUGCUUGCUGGCGUCCCACCUCCAGGACCCCUUUCCUCCCAAAAGCACAUGAAACUUACGGGGAAGCCUGGCCUGGGGUCCUAGCCACAGCUGAGAGCAGCGCCAAGGCGGGGUAACUUGCGGGCAAAAAGAGACUCCUGAAGGCAUUAGUGGAUUCUGGGGAGCACUGGGGAGGGCGUCCCCACCUCCUCCUGGUAACCAGAACCUCCUUGCCCACUGCUCCCUAGAGUAUAAAUAAUCCCCUGAAGCUGGCAGUGACCUGGGGAGACGGCGCCAAGAUUUCCACCCCAGAGCCCGUAGAAGGAGGCAGGCGGAGUGGACAGAAGGACCUUUAUUUACAGGAGACGUGUGGGCGAGGACUUCUGGGUUUGGGGCUCCCAGCUCACGUCAGGAAAGGGACAGGCCUUAUCACCUCUUCUGCUGCUGGCGGCCUGUGAGAGAGGCAGGAAGCAGGCAUUGGUCCCUUCUCCAGCUUCCCUCCACAGUGCUCCCUUUCCUCUUUGGCAUCCCUCAACCACACUCCUGAAGAAUCCAGCAAGUCGGAUUGGGUGACAGCAUGUAGGAGUCCUGGGUUCAAUACCCGGUACUGCAUGGUCCCAUCUGAGUACUGAACCAGGAGCAGCUGCCAGGUGUGGUCCAAAAGCAAAAAAAUAAGGAAAAAACCCUGGGAGAGCCCACUGGACGGCUCCACCCACCCCCACGAGCAAAGCAGGAAACAAUACAGCAAAUAAAAAUGUCCUG